AAGUCCUACAUACUCAUGGUCAAUUAAGUACCUGUCUCCAAAAGGACCGCCAGCAUUUUUGGGCCGCUCGCCAUUGUCAAACGGGGUCCAGUGCCCCAUAAGGUCCAAUUAGGCCGCAUUGUGGUGUAGUAUUGAGCAUUAGAGAUUAUGGGUUGUGAGCAAAGCAAAGAUGGACAAGCCUGGGCCCAUGGAAACCAUGGUGAAAUUCCAAAUGGCAAGAUUGAGGUUGGACAAGAGGCCUUGGAGCGGUACAUUGCUCUGGAGAACGAGAUUGCCAAACUUGAGGCGAACUCCCCUAGGAUGGUCUUAGAGCACAAGCGGGAACAACUCAAACAAAUCACCUUCAACAUCACCGAUCAAGAAGUCGUCGUCGAAAGCCUUAACGAAGCCGCUGUUAGAGAGAAAAGAGACGUGGAUGCUUUAGAAGAUGAUCCAGACACAAAGCAACUGUUCCUGGAUCAGGGCACUUGGGAAGCCCAGCAAGAGAAAGAAAUUCUGGGUCAGCCAAACAAUAACGAGGAUGGGACGAAAGGCCAGGUCUUGGAGAUGCAACAGGCCAACAAUGAGCCUGGGGUGGUCGAGGAGAGUGCUAGAGAAGCCAUGGCUGCCUUAAACAGCCAGGAAAUUGCUGAAACUGAGUUGUCAAACAUGCGAGAUCAAAAGUCCAAUCUGGAGGCCGAGAUCGUCUCCUUGGAGCUCGAUGUGGAACAAUUGCAAAGCCUCUAUGAGGAACAAGAGACGAUAUUGGAUCGGAUCUUUGGUGGGGCUUACGGCUCCGAGGAUGAGAAUCAUUUGGAGUCCUCUUUGGAUCAGCAUGAACAGAUGCGAAAUCGGAUCGUGGAGGCCAAUUUCAAAUGGCGUCAGGCCCAGCUAAUGGUGGACUAUGCUUAUAAGCAAUUGGAACAUGCUGUGACCAAAUGGACCGACGUGCAAACCAUUGAUCCCAGCAAUUUGGAACAACGGUACGCUGUGGCCUCGGAAACGCGAAACAACUUGGUGGCAGCCUCACAAAAUAUACAGGGUGCACAACGCUAUUUGAGCAAUGUUCAGUUCCCAUAUUGCGCUCCACCUGAGGUGGAAACACUAAACAAGGCUACCGCCUACAUUUUCACCGACAUGCAAACCCCUGAUCGCCAUGAGCAUGCCAUGGAAUGCUACACCAUAACCUCCAAACGAUGUGGAGCCUUAUUGCAAUGGAUCACCCAAGUCGUGUCCCAAACCAUCUCUCGAGACUUAGAUGACAUUAAUGCCAAAGUGAAAGAGGCCUCGAUGAAGUUGAGGACGGAAAGGGUCAGACUCAUCAAGGAGAAGGUCAAGGAGGUCAUGGGCAAAGAUGUGGAUAUUGCUGUGGCCGACGUGAACACCGAUGUGAAAGUGGAUUUGAAUCUCAAUGAUCUGGCCAUGACCGAGGGCAUUGAUCCAAACUCCCUGACUCUGACUGCGGAAGAGCUCAAGGCUUUGGGACUGCUCUUGGAAGAGGACCUUGCCCCGCCCCCCUCGCAAACUGAGGUGUUUGGCGAGCAAAUGGAGCGCUUGAAUCAGACCUAUCGCGAAGAUGCGGAUCGGGUUCAGCGACAGAUCGAGGAGAGUCGCGAACGGAUGCACCAGAAACUGGAACAACAAUUGGCCGUGCGCAGACAGAGACGAGCCAGGAAAAAUAUCGAGGCCAAAGAGCGGGAGGCACUCAUAGCCAGCUGAAUGAAAUUGGAGGCUUUUAGCGUCUGUAAUGAUAAUUGCUCUAUCAUUAUUAUUACUAUUAUUAUUACCAUUAUGAUGAAAAAUGAUGAUCAACUGGUCACUUUUCAUGAGAUUUCUAUCUACUGCCACUUGGGCUAAAAUUCUAUUCUUGACGUGGUAUCUGAUUAAAGAGGCCUACUCGUA
Tigriopus californicus is the source of this 1881-nucleotide messenger RNA. RefSeq names its product golgin subfamily A member 3-like (gene synr). The transcript is spliced from 9 exons. Lineage: Eukaryota; Metazoa; Arthropoda; Copepoda; Harpacticoida; Harpacticidae. The record is from RefSeq and is a predicted model, not a curated record. Bases 148 to 1698 code for a protein of 516 amino acids.